Molecule: messenger RNA, 1239 nt
Organism: Ectocarpus siliculosus
Lineage: Eukaryota; Phaeophyceae; Ectocarpales; Ectocarpaceae
Source: the annotation of a GenBank genome assembly
UCAUAUUCUGUGAGCGAGCUCCCCCUCCUCGCACUCGGCGCAACCAUGGCGAUCGGCAAGACGAACAAGAAGGGCGGCCGAAAGGGCAACAAGAAGAAGACCGUGGACCCCAUGACCCUCAAGGAGUGGUACGACAUCAAGGCGCCCUCCAUCUUCCAAGUGCGCAACCCGGGCAAGACUCUUGUCACGCGUACCAAGGGAACUAAGAUCGCUUCGGAGGGGCUUAAGGGGCGUGUGUUCGAGUUCUCUCUCGGAGACCUUAACGCCGACGAGGACCUGGGGUACCGGAAGGUGAAGCUGUGCUGCGAGGACGUCCAGGGUACCUCGGUCCUCACCAACUUCCACGGAAUGGACCUCACCCGCGACAAGCUCUGCUCGCUCAUCAAGAAGUGGCAGACGCUCAUCGAGGGGCAGGUGGACGUUCGCACGACCGAUGGCUACCUCCUCCGCAUCUCUUGCAUCGGCUUCACCAAGAAGCAGGACAACCAGAUCAAGCAGACUUGCUACGCGCAGGCGUCGCAGAUCCGAGCGGUGCGCAAGAAGAUGUGCGACAUCAUGUCGGAGGAGGCCUCCAAGUGCGACCUCAGGGAGCUCGUGCUCAAGUUCAUCCCCGAGAACAUCUCCGGAGAGAUCCUCAAGGCUGUGCAGAGCAUCUACCCGAUGCAGAACGUCUACAUCCGCAAGGUCAAGGCGCUCAAGAAGCCCAAGUUCGACCUCACCAAGCUGAUGGAGAUGCACGGUGACAACACCACCGAGGACAUCGGCAUGGAGAUGGAGAGGGAGGACGAGGGCGAGGAAGCUGUCGUUGCUGACGAGUAAAGCCCGACCCGCUAGCGGCGUGCUCUUCGCACUUCUUUUAGCCUUCCUUCGUUCGACCGGGCCACUCCGUCUCCUCGACUCCUAUUGUUGCAGAUGUUGCCGUUGAACAGCAGUGUCGACCGUUUUUAGCGGAGAUGUUGGGCGCGUUUGCUUCUGGGGAAAGGGAUGAUGCGGGGUGAGGGUCCUUCUCUUUUGCGUGGUUGGGUGGGGGUGUUGGGGGACACUUUCCUCCUGGCCGGGAGGGUGCCGACUCUUUUGGGGGUCGCGCCCGCUUAGCAUCACCCUGCUGAGGAUUGAAUGGCUGCAAGCUCACAGAAUUUGUUCACAGACAACUUGGCGCCUUCUCUUUGCAAUCCGGUCGCUUCGGACGUACGUAAGUGAGUCCAUAUUCCCCGCCCCGGUGGAUGGAUCAUGACUCCG